Messenger RNA from Apis cerana (Asiatic honeybee), 3085 nucleotides. RefSeq names its product microtubule-associated protein RP/EB family member 1 (gene Eb1). The record is from RefSeq and is a predicted model, not a curated record. Gene Ontology annotation, molecular function: microtubule binding. NCBI's taxonomy places the organism in Eukaryota, Metazoa, Arthropoda, Insecta, Hymenoptera, Apidae.
CGAAUAUAAAGUAGACUUUGCAAAAUGGUACACACCUUGUGAGUCAGGAUUAAACAUUUUAUCUUCUCUGUUAACGGCUAUCACGAAUUCUUCGAUUUUGAACAUAUCUCGGAGCAACGAACUUCUUUACCGGUGUCUGAAAUCUCUAAAGUGUGGUUGUGUUCGUUUGUUAAUUCCAUUGACAGACGCAUGAAAAUUUUGUUGCUACGCGGUCGAUUCGAUAGAAUAGCAAGAUCGAAUACGUGGUAAAAAUAAAUGUUUUUGAAAAAAAGCACAAAAGAAAAAUAUUCGUAAUAAUUAUUCGAUUUUUUAGUGAAAUAUUUAUUGCAGUACAUGUGUAUCGUCCAAUCAUUAUCGAAGAAACCGUUAGAAAUUUCCGUUGUAUGCGCAUUUGAACGAUCUAGUAUACAUUUGUCAUUUGCGUGCGGGAACCACUCCCGAUUGGUGUUACGGUGUUUCCGCGAUACUCGUUAUUUAAAGGAAGAAUACAGAUAUGGCUGUUAAUGUUUAUGCAACAAAUGUGACAACUGAAAACUUGAGUCGACAUGAUAUGUUGGCAUGGGUAAAUGACUGUCUUCAAUCAUCAUUCACCAAGAUUGAAGAAUUAUGUACUGGAGCUGUUUAUUGUCAAUUCAUGGAUAUGCUUUUCCCUGGAAGUGUGCCAUUGAAGAGGGUCAAGUUCAAGACUAACCUUGAGCAUGAAUAUAUACAGAAUUUUAAAAUUUUACAAGGUGGUUUCAAAAAAAUGAAUGUAGAUAAGGUAAUACCAGUGGACAAAUUGGUAAAAGGCCGCUUUCAAGACAAUUUUGAAUUUCUACAAUGGUUCAAGAAAUUCUUUGAUGCAAAUUAUGAUGGCCGCGAGUAUGAUGCUUAUGAAGCACGUGGUUGUAUACCAUUGGGUUCUGGUGUUGAUGGAACUCAUAAUUUAUCAAAUCCUCAAUUGGUACCUUUACCACCUCAAUCAAAACAGACGCAAAUGCAGCAAAAGCAUACACAGCAACGUAACAUUACCCCUCGCCAACAGGUUACCAAAGCUCCAGCUCAUCGUCCACAAGCGAAAACAGGAGUUGGCAACCGCGGCGAAGCUGGAAAAGUUGAAGAACUCAGUGCACAGGUGAUGGAAUUAAAAAUGUCUUUGGAAGGAUUGGAAAAAGAAAGAGAUUUUUACUUUGGAAAAUUACGUGAUAUUGAAGUUAUGUGCCAAGAUUGUGAUAACGGAGAUCCUCCACCAAUAGUCCAGAAAAUAUUAGAAGUUCUUUAUGCGACAGAGGAAGGAUUUGCACCACCAGAAGAAUUGGAAGGAGAUGGUCUCGCGCCCGAUGACGAGGAAGAAUAUUAACUUUACAUUUUGUACAAUCAUUAUAAAAAGUACGACAGCAAAUUGUCCAAGUGCGUUUCAGUUUAUUAUCUAUUUGUGAGCCAGUAUCAGUACCCUUCGCAUAAUUGAUAAGCUACUUUGUAAAGCUAUUUAAGCAUUUUCGCCUUCAUUUCGUUACAAACGUUUCACCGAGAGUUCAUUAAAAGAUUCGCACGUAUAAUUAGGAUAGAAAGUACGUUAAAUAAUGCACUUGAAUAACUUGUACUCUACGAAAAGUAAUUAUUAAGAAUGAAAACAGAAUUAGCAGUUCAUAUAUUGUCAUAGUUCUUUAUCGUAAUUAAAAUAACGGUAGAGCUUGAACAUCGACAAAUCUCAAAAUACGAAGGAAAAAAUGAACAAAUAUUUUUGGAUGCAGAUUACCUGACAAGUUGUCUGAAUCCAGUUUGUUAUACAGUAAUUUUAUGUUAACUAUGUUCAAUAAUGUGUGAGUGUUUUUUUGUUUGUAAAUGCACUAUUGUUUUUAUCGAUAAAUAGAUGAAAUCUCGUCGGUUUGUCCUUUCGUACCUUGUAGUUCUCCGAAAUUAUAGAUUGUAUGAACGCAUAAUCUAUAGUAUAACUGUUUCAAACCUGUUUCAAGUCAUUGUUAACAUUUAUUUGCAUCGAUCAUAAAUGUAAAACGAUAUAUGAUGUAUGUCGAAAACUGAUUCACGAAACGCAUUAAAUUGAAUUUCCUAAGUUUUAUACAUACCUUCGAUUUUUUUCUUCUUUUUUAACUUAAUGGAACAAUACAUACAUUAUGUUUCCAUAAUAAAAUUGUAAAACUCGUAGAAAUGAUUGCAAUUUAAAAUCUAAACGAGCGACAAUAUGGAAAUAUAAAUAAAGUAUAAAUAAUCAUCGAGAAAUAAUAUGAUCACGAAUAAAUGAAACGACGAUGAUAUUCAUUUCUGUUUCCACUAUAUUUUGGAGAUGCGAAAGAUUGUUCGAUCUGGACAUUGGAUUUUGAAUCAAUGCGUCUGAUUCAUUUUUGCAAAGAUAGUAAUUUAUUUCACGCGAGUAGAUAUGCGAACAUCUUCGUAUCUCCAUGAUCCGUCUUUCAGAACGAGAAUGGCCUUAAAAAGCAGCGAUAAACUUGAGAUUACAGAAGAAAUACUCGAAUUAUUUAGAGAGCAAAUGCAAAAUAUAUCUCUCAAAGUAAUACGACAUAAUUAAUAAAAAAUUACGUUGCAAGCGCAAAGAAACGCUUAGCUUUUGAACAGACAACAAAUAAAACAACUAAAAAAAUAAAUGAAUAAAUAAAUAGAUAAAAAUGAAGAAAAACUAACGAAGAAAAUUUAUAAAAUUGUAUGAUCGAAGAAUGAGUGAGAGAUAACGAGCGAAAGAGAUAAAAAUCAGGCAAGCAAAAGUAAGCAAAAUUAUACACGUAUUAUUUGCUAAGUUUGCGAUGUAGCUUGGCACGUGUGUAUUUUAAAAAAUAUAGGAUUUAAAUUAAAGCAUACAAAAACAAUUUUAUGUAUUUGAUAUUUUAAAUUUUCUCUUAAGGAUGAAUCAUAGAUAUUAAAAUAAUGCGUCGAUUAUUAUUGUUAUUAUUAUUUCCAUUGUAUGAAAUGUAAUGCUCGUAUUAAUUAUAUGCAACGAUUUUGAAAAAGGUACACGACGCAUUUUAACUUGCGCUACGUUCAUUGCUCUAUGUGUGCGUUUACAGCGAGAAUGUGCUUCAAAAAUUUGAAAUUUUUAAUGAUGAGGUAAUAAAUGUUUAAUAGGAUUCAA